AUGGGUAAGGGGGGGGGGGGAGUGGGGGGGGGGGGGGGGGGGGGGGGGGGGGGGGGGGGGGGGGGGGGGGGGGGGGGGGGGUGGGGGGGGGGGGGGGGGGGGGGGGGGGGGGGGGGGGGGGGGGGGGGGGGGGGGGGGGGGGGGGUGGGGGGGGGGGGGGGGGGGGGGGGGGGGGGGGGUGGGGGGGGGGGGGGGGGGGGGGGGGGGGGGGGGGGGGGGGGGGGGGGGGUGGGGGGGGGGGGGGGGGGGGGGGGUGGGGGGGGGGGGGGGGGGGGGGGGGGGGGGGGGGGGGGGGGGGGGGGGGGGGGGGGGGGGGGGGGGAGGGGGGGGGGGGGGGGGGGGGGGGGGGGGGGGGGUGGGGGGGGGGGGGGGGGGGGGGGGGGGGGGGGGGGGGUGGGGGGGGGGGGGGGGGGGGGGGGGGGGGGGGGGGGGGGGGGGGGGGGGGGGGGGGGGUGGGGGGGGGGGGGGGGGGGGGGGGGGGGGGGGGGGGGGUGGGGGGGGGGGGGGGGGGGGGGGGGGGUGGGGGGGGGGGGGGGUGGGGGGGGGGGGGGGGGGGGGGGGGGGGGGGGGGGGGGGGGGGGGGGGGGGGGGGGGGGGGGGGGGGGGGGGGGGGGGGGGGGGGGGGGUGGGGGGGGGGGGGGGGGGGGGGGGGGGUGGUUAUGUGGUUGGGGGUGUGGGUGUGGGUGUGGUUGUUAUUGGUGGUGUGGUGGAUGGGUGGUUGUUGUGUUUUGGGGUGGUGGGGGGUUGGUGUGUGUUGGGGGUGGUGUUUGGGUUGGGGGGGGGUGUGGUGGUUGUGGGUUGGGUGGUUGUGUUUGUUGGGUUGUUGGUGUGGUGGGGGGUGGUUGUUGGGGGUGGUGGUUGUGGUUUUGGGUGUGUAUGGGGGAUGGGGGGGUGGGUGGGGGGGGGGGUUAUUGUGGGUGA
This is a messenger RNA of Dicrocoelium dendriticum, 921 nucleotides long. The record is from the annotation of a GenBank genome assembly. Lineage: Eukaryota; Metazoa; Platyhelminthes; Trematoda; Plagiorchiida; Dicrocoeliidae.